GGAAGUCCCGGGAGCUGUGAAGUCUCCACUCCCUUGAUACGCGGGUUAAAGUUUGUGAUCUUACCUAUACGGCGGUAACCGAUGAUAAUCCUCCCCCCUUUAUUGAGUGUUAGAUUCAGAUGACAGAUUCACUGUGUGAUGGUGGAUGGAAAUUUUAGGAAACAUCAGAUACUUCAUGUUAUAACAUUGCUUCAAGAUGUUUUUCCUAGAGUGUUUUUUAUAGAGAUUAUCGCCGAUCUUGCUUUCGUUUCGAUUUUACAAAUAUGUAUCGGGUUUUGUCGCUGGUUUUUACACUACAGUUUUACUUCCAAACAACAUCAGGAUUUCUGUCCAUUUUGAGGUUCUGUAAUGAAACUUCUUCGUUUACCUUCUCGACAAGGUGUGUAUCGUGUUCUGCAAAUGCAGGAGUGGAAUGUCCCACAGAAACAGUCAAACUCACCAAGCACCGCGGAAUGUCCGACUGUACCUACACGAUCAAUUUCGCUGGUAUUGAAUUUUCAUCAGGAGGCUGUCGACAUGUAUGUCAAGAGAUGGCGCAGAUCCCGAAAUGUUGUGAGGGCUACUGGGGAUCUAACUGCGACCGGUGUCCGGGUAUGCAUGGCCGGGUGUGUUCAGGUCACGGGGAAUGUAACGAUACAAUGAUAGGAACGGGCACUUGUCAGUGUCACGAAGGUUUUACAGGAUACGGCUGUGAAAAAUGUACAAACGAAACUUUGUAUGGACCAACAUGCGAGGAAGUUUGUGACUGUGUAAAUGGAGUUUGUGAUGGCGGAAUUCAUGGAACAGGGGCAUGUGACUGUGAAUCAGGAUACGAGGGGCCACGCUGUGACCAAUGGAUCGAGAAAUGUUCCAAUCUAUCUUGCGAUGAGAAUUCAAGGUGUGCAAGAAUCCAUGGUUACGUCAUGUGUUCAUGUAACCAUGGUUACGAAAAAAGACCUCCUAAUAAUACCUGCGAAGAAAUAAACGGUUGUCUUAGAAGCCCAUUAUGCCACGAGAAUGCUAUCUGCACACCCGCUGGUCCCUUGCAGUAUAACUGUACAUGUAUCGACGGUUACCGUGGAGAUGGAUAUGAUUGUGAACCUAUUGAUCCAUGUCAGGUGGACGAUGGCGGCUGCGUGCAGAACUCGUCACUGUGUGUUUAUUCUGGACCAGGACAGAGGGAAUGCCAGUGCAGUCCAGGUUACGAAGGAUACACGGACGGCGUGGGGUGUGAACUGAUCGAUGUUUGUGCCUUUACCGCCGGUCAAUGUCAUGAACACUCUACUUGUCGGACAGUAGGCCCUGACCAGUUUGAAUGCCGAUGCAAGCCUGGUUACGGAGGGGACGGCUUUGAAUGCUAUACUAAUAUAGUGGAUCGAGUGAAAGAACUGAACAAAGAGGACCCCGAACUGACGAAUACACUGUCACUAGCGGUACAAGUCCUGGAGAAUGUCUACUCAUCAGAGCUGAAGAAUCACGGGCCAUUUACUCUAUUCAUUCCAAAUGACGCAGGAUUCCGGACUAUACAGAACUUCGAAACGUUCCUGAAUGACACAGACCUCGCUCGACAAAUUCUCCGCCAACAUAUUGUAGUGGGUUCACUGACGUUGGAGGAUCUUCAGCAAAGUGAUGUGUUUUAUACACUACAAGGGGUACCGGCUCAGAUCAUGGUCCGGACGAAAAGACUGGACAUUCAGUACCGGUACAAGCUCCACGGGGCGGCUGUGCGGGCCUUGUUGGUGAAAUCGGACGUGAAAGCGGCAAACGGUAUCAUCCAUGUCACUUCCAAGAUGCUCACAAACUCCCCAAUGGUGUUGGGAAAUUCAAGUAGUUCUAUAUUGUCACUGAUUAAGGCAGAAGGGCGAUACAACAGACUACAGAUGCUGAUAGCGGCAGCAGGCAUGGAGUCGGAGUUUGAAGCCAGAAACAUCACUGUUGUCGUUUGCUCAAAUAACGCGUGGGACAUACUACCUGUCGGCACGUUGGAUUACUUUAUGUCAGAUCAGGGAAAAGACAAGUUACGGGUCGUCUUACGGGAUCACAUAUUCGAGGGUGUGAUAGAGGUUGCUGACCUGAUUAAUAGACGACAUAUCCGGUCUAAAGCUAACUCUUUUUUCCCGGUACAAGUGACUCCCGCGGGAGCCGUGAUGCUGGCAAAAAAUAUCAGAGUUGUACAAGCAGACAUACCUGCAAGGAAUGGCCUAUAUCAUCACUUAGACCAACUUCCUUUGCCAACGGAUAUUUAUAAUUAUCUACCUUUUGAAUGCAGUGAAAACCUCACCGAGGAAGUAAUUGGUCCGUGCGAUAGCUGCGACAAUUUUAAUGACAGUUGUCCCAACACCGACCAACCCGCUAGGGUGCAGAGCUGCCAAUUCUUUGAUCUUGUGUUGCUACGGAACAUUGACGGUUGUGCUAAAGUGUGCAACAGGACAACUGUGAAGAAGCAAUGUUGUAAGGGUUUCCAUGGCGACGAUUGUCAUCCUUGUCCAGGGGGCUUUUUUAACCCGUGUAAUGGUAAUGGAAAGUGUACAGAGUCGGGCACAUGUACGUGCUUCAGUGGAUUCACAGGUAAAGCAUGCCAACAGUGUGAAAUUGAAGACAAAUUUGGAGAAAACUGUACACAAAAGUGUACAUGCAUUCGUGGUCGUUGUGAUAAUGGGAUUAAAGGGACUGGCCAGUGCAAAAGAGGAACCUGUGCUCCAAACGUUCGAGGGAAGAAUUGCGACAAAACCGUGAAAAAAUGUCCCAGGGGAUUAUCUAAAUUAUGUCACGUGUACGCCUUUUGUCCCGCUGGAACAGUUGUUUCCCAAAUGCGCAGUAGUUGUACUUGUAUGCGUGGAUUUGAGGGUGAUGGCCACACGACAUGCAAUCCUAUUGAUCCAUGUAAACAACCCAAUAGAGGAGACUGUGAUCCACAGGCCAUCUGUAAGUAUUUGAUGCCUGGGUUUAGCAGCUGCCGAUGUCAUGAAGGAUGGGUUGGGACGGGCAAGUACUGUUAUCGCGGAACAGCAUGUGAUACACACCGCGACUGCCAUGAAAAUGCAGUGUGCAGGCUAAAGGUGCCUGAUAUGAAGACGUUAUGUACUUGCAAAUUGAAUUUUCAUGGCAAUGGAACACAUUGUAUACCUAACAAUAUGUGCAGAUGGAACAUGGGCGGAUGUGAUCCAAAGGCUGAUUGUACCCCACUUGGGCCUGGUACUAACAAUUGUACAUGCUGGGAUGGCUAUCGAGGCGAUGGGUACAGCUGCUCACCUACUAUUCUAAAGUUUAUAGAAGAUACUCCUGAACUGAGUAAACUAGCAGAACUUUUACAGGAUAUGCCAAGGGACGAAAACAUCCUACUGUCAUCCACAGAUCAGUACACUAUUUUCGCGCCAUCCAACACAGCCAUGGCCAUCCUGCUUUCCAGAUUACCUCCCCAUUACCUAGAGGAUCCUGACAGUCUGCUUUCUUUUCUUUUGUCAAAUAUGUUGGCAGGAUUGAAGAACACACAGGAACUUCUUGAAACAGUGGAUGGAUAUGACAAGUUUGAAACACUUACAGAUGGGUUUUUCUUACACAUUCACAACGUAAACGAUUCUCUUUUCCUGUCUGGAAAAAGAACAUCUAAACAAUGGUCCAGGAUAGUAGAGUCCCAUGAGACAGCGAACGGUUAUGUGCACAUUAUAGACAGGGCCAUUGAGACGCCCUUCUAUGCUGAGGAAUCCCCUGAUGUGAGAACGUUCUUUUCACAACAUCCAAAGUAUUCACGUUUUGGAAGUUUAUUGGAGAGCAAAUCAUUAUAUGAUGAACUACUGGAAAUGAAUGCUUAUACGCUGUUUGUGCCUAACAAUGACGUAAUAAGCAAGUACUACAAUGAGAAAGUCGUGAGUCAAGCUUUCCUAAGUUUCUAUCUGUUGCCGAAUAUCCGACUUACAGAGUCGUUUGAUGAUGGAGAGAUAUUGGACACCAUGCUUGGAUCUACUCACCCACUAAGUAUCCACGUAAGAGGUGACAUGGUGCUUGUCAAUGGAGUAUUGAUAUCCGAGCCGGAUAAACUAACUAUGGGGGGCGUGAUUCACGGAAUAAAUGGCCUACUUGUACCUACUCUCCACAGAUGUGACAUCGUGAACACUACAACUGCAUACGGGGAGUGUAAAAUCUGUGGAAGUGAUGACGAAUUACCCUGCCCCGAAGAAUAUAAAAUGAAAACAACGGGUAGACUGAUCAAAGCAUGUUUCUAUCGGAACAGGUUUCGCAUGGGAUGUCAGCGCAUCUGUGAGAAAAUUGAAUACAUAAGACAAUGUUGCUCUCAUUACUAUGGUUACGAUUGUCUUGAAUGUCCUGGAGGUCCGGAUUUCCCCUGCAAUGAUAAUGGCGUAUGUGACGAUGGUUUAGAUGGCAAUGGUACCUGUCAGUGCUAUCCUGGCUUCAGUGGAAAUGCAUGUCAGUUCUGUGAGGUUAACAACACCGUCCAAUCGUGUGGUCGGAGUUGCGCCUUUAACAAUGGCGGUUGUAGUCAGAAUGCGCACUGUGAUGAGUCGUCAGGGACCACAACAUGUAUUUGUAAACCGGGUUACAUUGGAGACGGAAGUGCUUGUGACGAACCUUGUGUGAUAAAAAACGGAGGAUGUCAUCACAACGCAACUUGUCAAUUUUUGAUGACUACUGGUGAUAUGAUAACUGGAUAUGUAAAUUGUACAUGUGCAGAUGGAAUGGAAGGGGACGGUCGUACUUGUAACUAUCCAACUGAAGCAGUUGCUGUCAUAAGUAAAAGUCGGACAGGAAUGGUUGUUGGUGUAACCGUCGCCGUAUUGGCAGUAUUGAUUCUUAUUGGUGUGGCCAUUGUCAUCUUUUUGAAGAUAAAACGAGAUUCUUCAGGUUUUCUGGAGGUUUGGAGCAAAGUGAGACGGAAUUCUGACAGUAGUUGUGCCCAGCUACACGCCAACUCAGAUGACGAAUCUAAUGUAGCGCAGCCACUUUCGCCGACUGACGUCAAUUUCGACAAUCCACUUUAUAACGUCAGUGACAACUUCUAGUUGUAUUGUGGUUGUGUAAUUUUAAUGAAUUGGUCGAACAAGUAGACAAGUGUUGUAUAAAUAUAUAUAAUGGUUCAGGACACUGUACGCCUUGCAUGUAUAGGGAACACAUUGAAUAAUACACGUCAGUUGGUGAUUAACAGAUACCAAUUAUACAUGCAGUUUUCCAUAUAGUUUACUUGUUCUGAUUUACGGAAUAUUGAUGUUAGAUGGUGGAGAUGCAACAUCUAUUAUUUCAAUAGCUGAUCAAAAUGGAAUCAUCACUUCAUAGCGCAGUUUCCUUUCUGCUUCAUCGCCAUAUGAACUGUUAGUUUCCUUAACAGUACAUCGUUCUGAUUCACAUGUCAAACUUAACAUUUUCAUCAAUACUGAAAUUGUCUUAUUGCUUUAUCGCUAAUUAGAUUAUAUGUUGUGUAAUAUGUUUAUAACAUAUCUUCUAUAAUUUUGAAUUUCUUUUAUAAUAAACAGAGAGAAAUAUGAAAAAUAUCAUAUAACUGUUUUUCAAAUAACACAACCAAAUAUUCAUAACACGACUACUAAAAUCAUAUGAUAUACACAAUCUAAACUUUUUUUUAAAAAAUAUGACAA
This is a messenger RNA of Ylistrum balloti, 5585 nucleotides long. RefSeq names its product stabilin-2-like. Gene Ontology annotation, molecular function: calcium ion binding. NCBI's taxonomy places the organism in Eukaryota, Metazoa, Mollusca, Bivalvia, Pectinida, Pectinidae. Bases 264 to 4997 code for a protein of 1577 amino acids. The record is from RefSeq and is a predicted model, not a curated record. The transcript has 40 exons.